Molecule: messenger RNA, 2739 nt
Organism: Melanotaenia boesemani (Boeseman's rainbowfish)
Lineage: Eukaryota; Metazoa; Chordata; Actinopteri; Atheriniformes; Melanotaeniidae
Exons: 23
Coding region: 1-2739 (912 amino acids)
Source: RefSeq, a predicted model, not a curated record
AUGGGAGAGAAUGGGAGAAGCCCUUCAAACUUGUGCCAUCCCAAUGGUAGCAAGUAUGAGUGCAGAUGUGAAGAUCAGUAUGCUUGGUCCUACGAAGACUGUAUGACAUAUGGAGCCUGUGAUGAAUUCAGUGUUCCUUUACCUGUUCAUGAUUACCUGAUUUUUAUCGAGCUCAACACAACUGACUCGACUCAGCUGAGAAACACUCUCAAAGAUGUAACCUUCCCUGUCCAAAUCACCCCUGACGUAAACAUCUCAGAUACUGAUAUCACUACAGUUUGCAGCCCAGAUGGUUCUGGCUUCCACUGCAGCUGUGAGAACGGCUUCAUCUGGCCAAGUGAAAAGUGCACCACCUAUGGGACAUGUGGUGGUGCUACAAACAAGUCAUGUGGGUGCAUUAAAGGCAUUCCCAAUGAUGGGGAGUACUGUCAGCGAGUGCAGCAAACUUGCGAAUACCUGCUUUCUGUUGAGCUGAACACCACAGAUAUGACAGUCAUCAAUGAACUGAGGAGCAUUCUGACAAACAUCAGUGUUCCCAUCAGCAUCAGCAACAACAUCCAGAUCUCUGAUGUCAACAUCUCUACAGUCUGCUCUCCCAGCAGUGGUGGUUUCCAGUGCAGAUGUGAGGAUCAGUAUCGCUGGUCAUGUGAUCGCUGUCUGACAUACGGAUCAUGUGACGACAUCAUGAAUGACACAUGUGGAUGCAUCAAUGCCAUUCCUCCUGAUGGACAGUACUGCCAGUCUGUGUAUCAACAAAACUUCACAGCUUGUCCUGCUACAACACCCUCUCCAAAAACGACAUUACCUCCAGUUCUCCAUAAAUACCUGCUUUCUGUUGAGCUGAACACCACAGAUAUGACAGUAAUAAAUAAACUGAGGAGCAUUCUGACAUACAUCAGUGUUCCCAUCAGCAUCAGCAACAACAUCCAGAUCUCUGAUGUCAACAUCUCUACAGUCUGCUCUCCCAGCAGUGGUGGUUUCCAGUGCAGAUGUGAGGAUCAGUAUCGCUGGUCAUGUGAUCGCUGUCUGACAUACGGAUCAUGUGACGACAUCAUGAAUGACACAUGUGGAUGCAUCAAUGCCAUUCCUCCUGAUGGACAGUACUGCCAGUCUGUGUAUCAACAAAACUUCACAGCUUGUCCUGCUACAACACCCUCUCCAACAACGACAUUACCUCCAGUUCUCCAUAAAUACCUGCUUUCUGUUGAGCUGAACACCACAGAUAUGACAGUAAUAAAUAAACUGAGGAGCAUUCUGACAUACAUCAGUGUUCCCAUCAGCAUCAGCAACAACAUCCAGAUCUCUGAUGUCAACAUCUCUACAGUCUGCUCUCCCAGCAGUGGUGGUUUCCAGUGCAGAUGUGAGGAUCAGUAUCGCUGGUCAUGUGAUCGCUGUCUGACAUACGGAUCAUGUGACGACAUCAUGAAUGACACAUGUGGAUGCAUCAAUGCCAUUCCUCCUGAUGGACAGUACUGCCAGUCUGUGUAUCAACAAAACUUCACAGCUUGUCCUGCUACAACACCCUCUCCAACAACGACAUUACCUCCAGUUCUCCAUAAAUACCUGCUUUCUGUUGAGCUGAACACCACAGAUAUGACAGUAAUAAAUAAACUGAGGAGCAUUCUGACAAACAUCAGUGCUCCCAUCAGCAUCAGCAACAACAUCCAGAUCUCUGAUGUCAACAUCUCUACAGUCUGCUCUCCCAGCAGUGGUGGUUUCCAGUGCAGAUGUGAGGAUCAGUAUCGCUGGUCAUGUGAUCGCUGUCUGACAUACGGAUCAUGUGACGACAUCAUGAAUGACACAUGUGGAUGCAUCAAUGCCAUUCCUCCUGAUGGACAGUACUGCCAGUCUGUGUAUCAACAAAACUUCACAGCUUGUCCUGCUACAACACCCUCUCCAACAACGACAUUACCUCCAGUUCUCCAUAAAUACCUGCUUUCUGUUGAGCUGAACACCACAGAUAUGACAGUAAUAAAUAAACUGAGGAGCAUUCUGACAAACAUCAGUGUUCCCAUCAGCAUCAGCAACAACAUCCAGAUCUCUGAUGUCAACAUCUCUACAGUCUGCUCUCCCAGCAGUGGUGGUUUCCAGUGCAGAUGUGAGGAUCAGUAUCGCUGGUCAUGUGAUCGCUGUCUGACAUACGGAUCAUGUGACGACAUCAUGAAUGACACAUGUGGAUGCAUCAAUGCCAUUCCUCCUGAUGGACAGUACUGCCAGUCUGUGUAUCAACAAAACUUCACAGCUUGUCCUGCUACAACACCCUCUCCAACAACGACAUUACCUCCAGUUCUCCAUAAAUACCUGCUUUCUGUUGAGCUGAACACCACAGAUAUGACAGUAAUAAAUAAACUGAGGAGCAUUCUGACAAACAUCAGUAUUCCCAUCAGCAUCAGCAACAACAUCCAGAUCUCUGAUGUCAACAUCUCUACAGUCUGCUCUCCCAGCAGUGGUGGUUUCCAGUGCAGAUGUGAGGAUCAGUAUCGCUGGUCAUGUGAUCGCUGUCUGACAUACGGAUCAUGUGACGACAUCAUGAAUGACACAUGUGGAUGCAUCAAUGCCAUUCCUCCUGAUGGACAGUACUGCCAGUCUGUGUAUCAACAAAACUUCACAGCUUGUCCUGCUACAACACCCUCUCCAACAACGACAUUACCUCCAGUUCUCCAUAAAUACCUGCUUUCUGUUGAGCUGAACACCACAGAUAUGACAGUAAUAAAUAAACUGAGGAGCAUUCUGACAUAA